GGGCACGCGGCGCCGGCGUCAUGGCGGCCUCCACGUUGGGCUCUGUCUGCCGCCCGCUGCAGCUUGGCGUCCCCGGCCUGUGCCCCCGGCGGCCGGGGCCCCGGAGUAUGUGGGCGCGCGUACUGCGGUUCCCGGGGCCCGCGGUGACCCGGCGGAGCGUGGCGGCGACCCGUGGACUGGGCGCCUCGGGCACUGACCACUACUGCCUGGAGUUGCUGCGGAAACGAGAUUAUGAAAGUUAUUUAUGUUCCCUGCUGCUCCCUGCAGAAUCUCGAAGCUCUGCUUUUGCACUGAGAGCCUUCAAUGUGGAACUGGCUCAGGUCAAGGACUCAGUCUCUGAGAAAACAAUUGGACUUAUGCGAAUGCAGUUUUGGAAAAAAACUAUAGAAGAAAUAUACCAUGACAAUCCACCACAUCAACCUGUGGCCAUUGAACUAUGGAAGGCUGUCAGAAGACAUAAUCUGACUAAAAGAUGGCUUAUGAAAAUCAUUGAUGAAAGAGAAAAAAAUUUAGAUGACAAAGCAUAUCGUAAUAUCCAGGAACUUGAAAAUUAUGCUGAAAACACACAGAGUUCUCUGCUUUAUUUAACACUAGAAGUAUUGGGUAUAAAGGAUGUUCAUGCAGAUCAUGCUGCAAGUCACAUUGGAAAAGCACAAGGCAUUGUCACUUGCUUGAGAGCAACACCCUAUCAUGGUAGCAAAAGAAAAGUGUUCCUUCCUAUGGAUAUCUGUAUGCAGCAUGGUGUUUCACAAGAGGACUUUCUACGGAGGACCCAAGAUAAAAAUGUGAGGGAUGUGAUAUAUGACAUUGCCAGCCAGGCACACUUGCACCUAAAGCAUGCUAGGUCCUUCCAUAAAAGUGUUCCUGUGAAAGCAUUUCCUGCUUUUCUUCAAACGGUUUCUUUAGAGGACUAUUUAAAGAAAAUUCAACAAGUGGAUUUUGAUAUAUUCCACCCAUCUUUACAGCAGAAGAAUACAUUACUCCCAUUAUCUUUGUAUAUUCAAUCAUGGAGGAAAAGAUAUUAGAACAAUUUCAUGGUGUUGAUGUGAGUUUACUUUUUAAUUCAAGGUCAGUUUUACAGAAGUUUACAAGUUAGGGUUCCUGUUUAGUAACAAUAGCAACUCUUUGCUUAAGGAGAAAAAGAAUUAUUGGGUGGGAGUUGAGUUAGCUCACAGAACCGAUCUGAAGUUGCUGUGGGACUAGGGUGCCAAGACACUGCCAAGAAAUCUGCCAAACAUACCACCAUUGGCACCACCAGCCCAAACAGGGUCUAUUGCGCCAUCCCUGGGAAGUCAGAGCCCAGGAGGGAGCCAUGCUCCAGCCAGAGGGUGGGGAGAGGGAAUACCUUCCUUCCUCUCUCACCCUUAGGAAGGGAAAGAGGAAGCACUGGAAUUUGUAUGCCAAGAUCUAAAACUCAGGUGUUCUGUAUACCUGGAAAUGCAUUUAUUUAGGGGUCAUGAACGAUGAAUUUAACCUUUGAAUAGUAUCAGUUUCUAUGUAGAGGACUUUAUAUCCUUAAUGUUUAAUCUUUAUAAUCUUGUGUGAAAGUUUAUCCAUGAUGAUGAGACAGUUCAUCUAAGAUAAGGCACCUACGGGGUGAGAACUGGAGCCCUAAUUUGAUUUUAGGUUUGGUUGGUCUGGAAGCUUUAACUUUAUUGUUAAGCUCACUGCUUCUGUUUGUCAGUCAGUAUUAUCAUGAUCAUGAAAAAACCGUAUUGGCAAAAUUUGUAUUUGUGUAAAUUAUAUUAAUAUAUAUUGAGCAUCCAUUAAAUGUAUAUUUUAAAAACUCUUAUACAUGAGCUUCCCAAUGAUAAGCACUGUAAAAACUCACAUUGUGUGUGUAUUCUCACUUAAUCUUUUUAAAAGCCCUAUGAAAUAAAUGGUAAUUAAUGUA
Messenger RNA from Sciurus carolinensis (gray squirrel), 1894 nucleotides. RefSeq names its product NADH:ubiquinone oxidoreductase complex assembly factor 6 (gene Ndufaf6). Gene Ontology annotation, biological process: mitochondrial respiratory chain complex I assembly; biosynthetic process. NCBI's taxonomy places the organism in Eukaryota, Metazoa, Chordata, Mammalia, Rodentia, Sciuridae. The coding region runs from base 21 to 1025 and encodes 334 amino acids. The transcript is spliced from 9 exons. Gene Ontology annotation, cellular component: mitochondrion. The record is from RefSeq and is a predicted model, not a curated record.